UUUCACUUCUCAGGAAGACCUUUAUACAAAGCAACAACUUCUUCUUCUUACUUCCAGUCCUCAAUCCCACUCCUCUGCCCUGAUUUCAGCACAUCGACGCUCCCCAAUUCGUUUGCCUCUGUCUCCUUCGCGACCGAAACUGCAGAUACCACUUGGAAGGCUGGAACCUCUAGUCAAGAUUCACAACGAUGCCUGACGACGGCGAUCACCCCGACGAUGCUGGCCAUGGUGAGGAUACGAAGUCAAGCAUCUCCUGUGGCAGAUGCAAGCAGCUGGGUCACGAGCUCGCAGACUGUUCUCAAAUGGGCUCCAACACCCUAAAACAUGGAUACAUGAAGGGAUGUCCGAUGUGCAACACUACCAACCAUUUCUACGAUGACUGCAAGCUACUGCCUGCUGGUGGUGACGAGCUGCUACAACACCAUAUGGAAUGGCUCGUUCGGCGGCGCCGCAACAUGCCUCUAAUACACACGGCCAUAGACAUCUGGAUACUUGUUUUGGGGUUUCCAGAUGAUGGAUACGGAUAUCCGUGGUCCCGUUCAUUCACCAGAAGUCUGAACAGGAAACCACAUUUAUUGCCAGGCUCACGCGAUUUUCGGGAAAUCGCCGAAAUCGGUAGAUUCUAUGACAAGUCAACCGAAUCUCUUGUUGAAAUUAAGCACCGCGUCGACUUUACUAUUCCCGACUGUCCUCAUGAUAGUCAUGACACGAAGAAUCUGGUGGGUCGGGUACAUACAUGUGCGUCCAACCCAUGGGAGAACGAUCAGAAGCACAACGCCGAGUACACCUUGGCAUUUGAGAUGAUGAUGAGGCAGACGAAUGAAGGAAAAUACAACGAUGGUCAGACGCUACGGAGACUGAGAGUACUCAGGGCCGGGAGUAUAUAUCCAGCGGCCUUUGCGAAGGAAAGCAGCGCAUGGGCUCGAGCAUUCGGCGACUUCCUUCUUCACGACAAGCCUGGCGGUGUGGAUGAUGUGACUUUUCUCAGGGAACUCAGAGAUCAAGCAGAAAUUCGGGCAGCAGGUCAAUCUCAGUCUCUGCCGCCGCAAGAACAGACACCUAAGCAGUCACCACCAAAGAGAGAGUCACCACCAAAGAGAGAGUCACCACAGAAGACAGAGUCACCACAGAAGACAGAGUCACCGCCCACUAUAUCCAAGACACCGAAGCGACAGCCACCGCCCAAGCAAGAUUCAUCAUCAGACAGCGACAUACGUCUGCUUACUUCUCCGGAGUCUCGCGCUGAGGAGAUGGUGAUAAUUCCUGCAUUGCCGCCUACUCAGGGAUCACAGACGAAGCGAGCGUCACCAAAGCGCAAACGUCCGGCAGCCACCCCGGAGCCUCGCACCAAUGAAAGAUUCUCGAUAGCUUCAUCAACACCUCUCAGAGUUCGCCAGCGAAUCUGGGCGGCGCUGUGUCCAGACAGAGAGUGCGUCGGUGGCUACCCCUUUGAGGUUCCCAUACCUCCGAUUGCCCAACUCAAGGCUCAUGUGAUUGACGAUCUGGAGGACAACAACUCGAAUGGAAAUUCAGGCAAGCGACUUCCUCUGGCAAACUACAUCCACCCACAUGUCACCAUCAGCCUCACCAAACGAGAGCGACCCGACGGCGAGCCCGUUCAUACGCUAGUGCUUGGCCUGACUAAGGCAGCGUCCAUGCUGCGCUUCUCCCGGCUUGGGCUGCUGCAGGCCUACGACAUGGCUGUCUGCUGGGCAUCCAAGGUCGAUAAAGAUGGCGUCAGCUUCUCUCUUCGAAACGCUUUCGACGGCUGCAACGCGGUGACAGAGAGCUUUGCGGGGGACAAAAUGCGCAUCCAGGAAAUGGCUGAGCUGGAGAAGCAGAUUGAGAGACUGGCGCCCCGGUGCUCGCAAUUCAACAUGGUGGUGGAGCGCAUCAAGGACUGGAUGGAAAGGAGCGGACACAAGACCCAGUAUACGUCCCGAGCGGCUUGGAGCGAUACGCUUCGCAAGUGGUGGGAAGAUGAGCAUGAUGAUGUGGGCGGGCUGGAUCGAGAGGAGCUGAAGGAGGCUUGUCUACGGGCCAUAGAGGCCAAGAUGAAGGAAUGGAAGAAGGAAAAGGAGCGAGCCCUCGAGGAGCCCGACUCUGACCUGGAGAUUAUCGAGUCUCCUCCCAAGAAGAAGGCUCGGUCGCGUUGA
Messenger RNA from Colletotrichum acutatum, 2156 nucleotides. RefSeq lists its product as uncharacterized. The record is from RefSeq and is a predicted model, not a curated record. The transcript has 2 exons. NCBI's taxonomy places the organism in Eukaryota, Fungi, Ascomycota, Sordariomycetes, Glomerellales, Glomerellaceae. The coding region runs from base 189 to 2156 and encodes 655 amino acids. Gene Ontology annotation, molecular function: nucleic acid binding; zinc ion binding.